UGACGCAGUGUCCGUCGGGAGAGUUUCACUCUGCGCUGCAGCUCUGCUGCCGGAACACAACAAUGGCGACUCCCAGUCCGAACAGCAACUCCAGUAGCUCGAACAUGGUGGGAGCCACAUCACACCAGCUGUACCAACACACACAGAGCAGCAGUAUGCAAGAGACCAACACCUGCUGGAGAUGUCAGAAUGAAACAGGGUUUCAGAUAAACCUGUCUGGAGUGACUCAAAGUAAACGUAAAGCUCUGAAGCUGAACUUUGCCAACCCACCGGUAAAACCCACCUCCAGGCUCCCACUCCAUCCCACGCCUCCGUCUUUCCAGAACCCUCACAUAGAGCGCCUGCGCACACACAGCAUCGAGUCAUCAGGAAAGCUGAAGAUCUCGCCGGAGCARCAUUGUGACUUCACUGCAGAAGAUCUGAGAGACCUUGGUGAGAUUGGUCGUGGGGCCUAUGGCUCCGUCAACAAGAUGGUCCAUAAACCAACCGGCCAGAUUAUGGCUGUAAAGAGGAUUCGCUCCACCGUGGAUGAGAAGGAGCAAAAGCAGCUGCUCAUGGAUCUGGAUGUGGUGAUGAGGAGCAGCGACUGUCCUUACAUCGUCCAGUUCUACGGCGCCCUCUUCAGAGAGGGCGACUGUUGGAUCUGCAUGGAGCUUAUGUCUACCUCAUUAGACAAAUUCUACAAAUAUGUAUAUUGUUCAUUAGAUGAUGUCAUUCCAGAGGAAAUUUUAGGCAAAAUAACAUUAGCUACUGUUAAAGCACUGAACCACUUAAAAGAAAACUUGAAAAUAAUUCACAGAGACAUCAAACCUUCCAACAUCCUAAUGGAUCGAAGGGGGAACAUCAAACUGUGUGAUUUUGGUAUCAGUGGUCAGCUGGUGGAUUCUAUAGCCAAGACAAGAGAUGCAGGCUGCAGGCCUUACAUGGCUCCUGAAAGGAUAGACCCCAGUGCUUCCAGACAAGGUUAUGAUGUUCGCUCUGAUGUUUGGAGCUUGGGAAUCACUCUGUAUGAGUUGGCCACAGGACGAUUCCCUUACCCCAAGUGGAAUAGUGUUUUUGAUCAGCUGACCCAAGUGGUGAAGGGAGAACCUCCCCAGCUCAGCAACUCAGAAGAGAGGCAGUUCUCCCCCAAGUUUAUCAACUUUGUUAACCUAUGCCUUACAAAGGAUGAAUCUAAGAGGCCAAAGUACAGAGAGCUUCUGAAACACCCGUUUAAUCUGAUGUACGAGGAGCGCUUCGUGGAUGUGGCCACYUACGUGUGUCGCAUCCUGGAUCAGAUCCCCUCCUCCCCCAUCUCUCCCAUGUACGUGGACUGACCCCAGGACCCCUGUUAGAAACGUACCUACGUGUGCGGUAUACCGAGCUUUGUGAUGCAACUCUUGUCAUUUUAGCUGUUGUUUACACGUUCCAAAGAACAAACAAACAAAAGUCAAAACCUCACAGUGCAAUGAAAUCAGUACAAAUAAUCUUUUCCUUCAACCAUCACUUUAUUGUAAAACCCAAACUCUCAUCAUCCAUCAGCUGGCAGAAACACUUGAAACAGUAUUGUUKUCUUAGUAAAACACAACUUUGUAUGUGAGAAAAAUAAUUAGAUUAAGCAUAUAUGGAAUAAUAUACUUGAAACUUGUUCAGAAAAACAGGACUUAGUAWUGAAAUGUUUUGAAGCUCAUGUAUGAACAAACAACAGAUUGUACAUUGUGUUUGUGUUUUCAUGUACAGAUGCAACACAUUUUCACACAAGCUGUUGUGAGCACCUUUCCCACAUGCUUUAUCAAAGAUUAUGCACAAGUUGUUUGUUUGUUUGUUUGUUUGUGCUGGACAGCUGAUUGAUUUACCCAGAACGCAGUCUGUAAGAUGUUGUUGGAACAGUUUUUAGUUUCCUCACAUCUGGUUCUGGCCUCAGUUUGUGUCUUGUUUUGUUUUGUUCGAGUCACACAGGCACGCAGUUUAACAAUGUUUAUUGUUUUCUAGAUUUAUUAGCUGUAAUCUUAAUAUUUUGGUAAGUUGUUAGGAGAGGGUCGUUGUUUCAGUGGUGAUACAGAAUGGGAAUUCUGGCCUGCUGGCUGUUUGWCUUUUCAUCAAUCACAUAAAUGAACAGUAAAAUGUGAGAAAUGUAUAAAAUAGCUGAAAAUAAUUAAUUUGAGACAGUAAAACAUUAAACUACAGUUUCUAUAAAACAAUGCAGUCAGUAACAUUUAAAUAAUGAAACAAGCGUUUUUUGAAGAAAUGCAGAUUGCUCACUGCCUUGCAUGGUAGUUUUAURCAAUAAUGUUGCUCCAUACGUUAGUGCUCAGAGUAUAUUUUGGGGAUAACUCUCAGCUACUACCACAACAGAUGUUAGCAUCUGUAAAGCUAACCUGGGCUCGGUGUUGUUUGGUAAGGUUGUGGCAGCCAUUUUUAAUUGAACGUUAAACGAACAUUCAUCAGCUGCAGAUGCACAUUAAUGAUUACGUUUAUUUAUUUACAUGUGCUAUUCUUAACUAACUUAGGUUGAACAAGGACUGAGCUUUUCUCGCAAAUAAAACAUUUUUACAUUUUAACCGUUUAAAUGAAUGCACAAAAUAUUAGCAUUUAAUAWAACCGAUAAAUAAACUGAGUUUUAGCAAAUAAUACACCUAAAUCUGGUUCCAACUGAAAUUAAAAUAAUUUUUUAUUGUCCUAAAAAUACUUUCUGGACAAGACAAACAGACUAUGUUUUAUUCUGUCAGCUUGGCUCUGUUGAUCAGUGGACAUGUUCUCAGAUGAAAGUUUAGUUUUGUGACUAAAAUAAAAUGAGGAACAAACUGAUGCUUCUCCAAUCCCUGUUGUACUKUUCCUUUUAAUAUGUUUUAUUUUCCACUGAUGUACAUAAAUAUGUAAAUAAUGACCUGUUUCAACAGUCGGGAGGAGAAGUGGCUGCACACAGGAUCUAUUUAACUGUUGCUGUAUCUCUGUGACUUGUCAACAACUCAGCCAGCGUAUAAAUCCAUCAAGCUGCCAGAUUCAGCCUGCAGCAGGAGCUAAAGUCCUGACACAAAGUUAAAUAAAUAAAAACAACAACUGUAAAUUCUGCUAAACACAUCUCAUUAUGUUCAACAGAAGAACUGUAAAAACAGGAGGAAACUCACUCCUCGUCUCUAAAAUCACAGAACUCAGCAUGUCUCUGUGGUCUGCACUCAUCGUGGUUCAGUUUCACCUGGAAGGACCUCUCAUAUCCUGGACUUAUUUUAUCUGGAACUGUUGGCCACAAAUCAAUAUUUUCCACUAAGAAAGCAACAGGCCACCUCUCCCUCUGAACGCUCAUAGAGUAAGCUGCCUAACCAAACUGAACAAAUGGUUUUAUGGAUCCUGUAAAAACCAACACAAAUACAUACUUUAUUGGAAAAAA
Messenger RNA from Austrofundulus limnaeus, 3367 nucleotides. It is a transcript of the gene map2k4b, whose product is annotated as mitogen-activated protein kinase kinase 4b. Gene Ontology annotation, molecular function: JUN kinase kinase activity; ATP binding. NCBI's taxonomy places the organism in Eukaryota, Metazoa, Chordata, Actinopteri, Cyprinodontiformes, Rivulidae. Gene Ontology annotation, biological process: MAPK cascade; protein phosphorylation. The transcript is spliced from 13 exons. Bases 63 to 1316 code for a protein of 417 amino acids. The record is from RefSeq and is a predicted model, not a curated record.